Messenger RNA from Grus americana (Whooping crane), 2456 nucleotides. It is a transcript of the gene CALHM6, whose product is annotated as calcium homeostasis modulator family member 6. Gene Ontology annotation, molecular function: monoatomic cation channel activity. The record is from RefSeq and is a predicted model, not a curated record. NCBI's taxonomy places the organism in Eukaryota, Metazoa, Chordata, Aves, Gruiformes, Gruidae. The transcript is spliced from 2 exons. The coding region runs from base 1314 to 2267 and encodes 317 amino acids.
UGUCUUGACUGAAGUAGCCAGUGCCAAAAUCAGGCUGGCCCAGCUGGAGGCAAUGUUUGCCUGAGCCUGGGGUGAGGCUCUGGCUUUGUGGUUAACCUCUGUGCCAUGAUAAUGCCCAGGAUGAAUCAGUGCAGUAUAAAUUACAGCAUUCAAAAUCUGUUCAAGAUUAAUUCAUAUUGGCCAGUGAGGCCAGAGAGCUCCAGGUUCAUGCAAGAGGCAAGUGAUUUUGACUCUAAAAUCCCAGAUAAGUGGUUGUGGCAGGGAAGAUGACAGUGACCACCUGCUCCCCGGCUGGCUGCACAUCUGGGUUUCACCAAGCAUGUGAUGACAACAAACUACCACACUGCCUAUAUUGCCUUCAGCUACAUGGCUACGAGCAAGCAACAAAGCUUCAACUUCCUUAAUUCUGAGUGCCAGUUCACCUCAUCUAGAUUUAGAGGAGACAACCCUUAGUCAGCAGCCUGGUUAAGCUCCCUCAGGGCAUGAAUGAAACCUACGGACUUGGAGCAAAUGUUUCCAUAAGCAGGUCAGUCUUCAAAGCCCAGGAAUUCCUUCCAGAUAUUUUUCUUCAAGCCUUUUCCAUCAUUUUUCCACUUCAUGCCAUCUGCUUAGUUUCUGUUUGGUUUAGGGGUGGGGUUUUUUUCUGGGCUACAAAGCUACCACUACCUGCUACGGAGAAAGGAGUCCAAAGUCUGGUUCCUGGCAAAUGGUACUCUGGUAGCUGGAGCUUUAAUGGAAACCACUUGCUGGAUCAUUGCUACAUGUGCGCUGGCUAAUUUGCUCUAACUACUUUAAAAAGAGUAAUUGAUUAGCUUGAAAAAUUAACAUGAUGAUAGUUGAAUUUUCUUCCAUAAGAGAACAAGCCAUAUCGUAUUGCUACUAAUAUGGCAGGAUAAAAAAACUGUACACAGUUCUGGGUGGUUUUCUCACAUUUUAUUCACACUUUGAAUCUGUUACCUCACUGAAAAGCUUCAUUGAAAAGAUGAGGUUUAAGCCAUUGCUAGUUACACUGCAUGUGUGGACAAAUACAAAUUAUUUUUAUAGAAACAAAGAUAGAUCUUUGUUGUUUUGAUGGGCUGGGUUUCCACUGUGAUCUCCCCUUGACCUUGAUACUGUACAGUGAGCCCACGCUCUUCCUUUUCCUCUGAAGAGAGCCGCUUCUAUGCUUCACUGCAUCACCAACAACGGAAAGUGAAAGUUCUGCAAACUCCUCUAAGCCAAGCGAGCUGCAGGACACUUGUCUUUCUCUUCUCCUUUCCUGAGGAAGGGAUUUACUGAGAUUUCACUCUCCUCAAAGUAAGGGGAGGCAGAAAAUGGAUAAGUUACGCGGGGUGCUGGAUUUCUGCAUCCGCCACCAGACUGUUCUGGGUUACAGCAUUGUGUCCCUGAUGACAGCUGCCAGUGAGCACAUCUUCUCCUCUGUGGUGUUCAAAUGUCCCUGCAGUUCUGGGAACAUGCUGUAUGGCUCCAUCUUCCUCUCAGUGCCUGCCCUGAUCCUCUUUCUGCUUGGCUACAUGGUGAACGCCAGGACGUGGCGCCUGCUGACAAACAGCUGCCCUGCGGAGAAGUGCUGCAGCAGCAGCCGCCCCUGGGGAACCUGCUUCCACUACUGCUUUGUGCUGGUGCCGGUGACGGCCAGAGCCUUGGUGGCCCCUCUCACCUGGAUCGCGGUGGCCCUGCUCGGAGCCAGCUUCUACGAGUGCGCAGCAAGCGGGAACAGCCUGAUACAGAACUACUUCUGUAAAGAUCAGGGACAAGAGUGCCGCAAGCUGAUGGUCAAAAUACCUUGCAAUGAGAAGUUAUGGAAGAACAUAUCGAGUGAAUUCUUCAGCCUUCAGGCACAGUCCCAGCUGAUAGGAUGGCUCCUGAUAGCCUGCAUCAUUACUCUGGCACUGAUUUCAAAAUGUGUCAGCCACUGCUGCUCCCCGGUUAGCUACCUUCAGCUCAAGUUCUGGAAAAUUUACUUAAAAAAGGAACAGGAGCUCUUUGAGAUCAAGGCUAAAGAGCAUGCAGCCAGGCUGGCAGAAAUAAAUACGAAAUCCUUUUUUGAAGCCGUUGACCCAGCACCGUUUCAGACUCCCAGCAAUGAAGACUGGCGGAAGAUUUCAUUCUUGUAUAGCUUCAAUUCGAAAGAGCAGUAUUACAGCAUGAUACACAAGUUUGUUAAUACAAACAGAGGCAACAGCCACAGCUUCAGGGAAGGAGCUCAGAAUCCCCCUGUUUUAGGAUUUGUGGAUGAAGCGAGCGCAAACGAAUCCGGAUUUUAAUGAAACAAAUCCUUUGCAACACUGGCAAUCUUUUAACCCUACUGCUAUAAGAAUAAUCUUAUUCUGUGCUCUUACUGAAAUCUAUGCGAAUUGUAUGUAAAAGCUGAUAGUUGUAACCUUCAGCAGAUUUGCUUUUAAAUACAUUUUAUUACUUUUGCUUAAGUACAUUUAAAUAAAUAUAUCGGUCAC